GAGGCUUUCGAGUGAAUCCGGAAAAGCUUAAACCAAAACAAACCUCAAAAUGAAGUUCACCCUCUUCUGUGCAGCCCUUACUGUCCUCCUGGCCGUGGGUCAGUGCGAUCCGGACUUCCGGCAGAUAAUGCAGCAGUGCAUGCAGACCACCCAGGUGACCGAGGCCGAUCUCAAGGAGUUCAUGGCCAGCGGAAUGCAGAGCAAUGCUAAGGAGAACCUCAAGUGCUACACCAAGUGCCUGAUGGAGAAGCAGGGCCACCUCACCAAUGGCCAGUUCAAUGCCCAGGCCCUGCUCGAUACUCUCAAGAAGGUGCCGCAGAUCCAGGACAAGAUGGACGAGAUCACCUCGGGGGUGAAUGCCUGCAAGGACAUCAAGGGCACCAACGAUUGCGACACGGCCUUUAAGGUGACGAUGUGCCUGAAGGAGCACAAGGCAAUGCCAGGACAUCACUAGAGAUCUAGUAGAGAUGGCUUCGCAUAUGUCCUAAAAAGUUGAUUAGCUGAGUUUGCACAUCUCAGGUGUAUGUUGUGAAAUAAAGUUGUUCAAGUUGCACUAAAGCAAA
Messenger RNA from Drosophila takahashii, 563 nucleotides. It is a transcript of the gene Obp56h, whose product is annotated as Odorant-binding protein 56h. Gene Ontology annotation, molecular function: odorant binding. Gene Ontology annotation, biological process: sensory perception of smell. The record is from RefSeq and is a predicted model, not a curated record. NCBI's taxonomy places the organism in Eukaryota, Metazoa, Arthropoda, Insecta, Diptera, Drosophilidae.